Ixodes scapularis (black-legged tick) is the source of this 2076-nucleotide messenger RNA. It is a transcript of the gene Ing5, whose product is annotated as inhibitor of growth protein 4. Gene Ontology annotation, biological process: regulation of DNA-templated transcription. The transcript is spliced from 7 exons. Gene Ontology annotation, cellular component: nucleus. The record is from RefSeq and is a predicted model, not a curated record. Lineage: Eukaryota; Metazoa; Arthropoda; Arachnida; Ixodida; Ixodidae. Bases 261 to 1013 code for a protein of 250 amino acids.
AGCUUUUAAAAGUACGCGCCACUCGCGAGUCACUCCAGAAGGUUGCUCGUGUUGGUCUUUGUUUUGCCUCCGCACACCCUGCAUAAACACCCAUAAAUGACAAGGUUAUUUAUAUAUAGAUAUAUAUAAAGACACAAAUUUUAUGACUGAGCUUCGGUACCUCUAGUUUUGUUUUGUUCCCUGAUUUGUCGUGUUGUCAGGUAGUAGUUCCUCGCUCGAGUCUAACCAACUCAAUUACAUCAACAUCAAUAGUUUUCAAAAUGGCGACUGCCGUGUAUCUGGAGCAUUAUCUCGACAGUUUGGAGACAUUGCCGGCAGAGCUGCAACGGAAUUUCAAUUUGAUGCGGGACCUCGACUCCCGGGUGCAGGGGAUAUCAAAGAACAUUGAGAAGCUUUCGCACACGUACCUGACCAAUGCCAAGACCUACACAGCAUCCGAGCGUUCGGAGCAUCUGGAGAACAUCCGCAAGAUGUUCGAGAAGGCGAAGGAGUACGGCGACGACAAAGUUCAACUUGCCAUGCAGACGUACGAAAUGGUGGACAAACAUAUUCGCCGUCUCGAUGCGGACCUAGCCCGUUUCGAGGCUGAACUCAAGGACAAGGUUCUUAACUCACAAGGGAGCGACUCCGAGAGCACCACCAAGAAACGAGGCAGAAAAAUUCAAGAGAAAGCUGACAAGAAAAAGAAGAGCAGAGGGCGCUCCAUGUCUUCAGAUGACGAGGUGCCGAAGCCUGCUCGCAAGAAGCUGAAGGGUCAAGUGUCGCAGCCCGUGGAGGUCCCUCUGCUCCAGUCAAUCAGCAUCUCCCAUCCGUCGGACGUGCUGGACAUGCCCGUGGACCCCAACGAGCCCACCUACUGCCUCUGCCACCAGGUCUCCUACGGAGAAAUGAUUGGCUGCGACAAUCCUGACUGUCCCAUAGAGUGGUUCCACUUCACCUGCGUGGGCCUGACGAGUAAACCGAAAGGGAAGUGGUUCUGCCCCAAGUGCUCCACCGACAGGAAGAAGAAGUAGGAGGGCCAGACAUGGAGCGGAGGAGGCCCCUCACCGAUACAGAAGGGCCGCACGAGGGAGAUGAGCCCCAGCACGAGGCGGAACAUGGCGAAGGUGGUGGGCAUGAUGUGGAUGCCCAGGUAGUCGGCCAGCAGCACCGUGUUGAAGAUGCCGCCGGCCCCGACGGCCACCCCAAGCACCACGGUGACAGCGAAGGUCACCUUGUAGCUGGUGCACAGGGGCAGCGCCAGGAAGGCGGCGCUCCACACAACGUAGAUGAGCACCAUCAUGUGGUCCUUGCGCAGGAUGCCCCGGUCGGUGAGCACACCGCUGAACAGGCGCCCCGCCAGGUCGCCCGCCGAGAAGCUGGUGAGCAGCAGCGCCGCCGAGUGGCGCGACACGCCCCGGGUAAUGGCAAAGUCCACGAUGGUCACCGGGAACACGACAAAGGAGAAGGAGAAGGUGAUGCCCGUCAGGACGAUGGCGUAGAAGAUGGGGCGGCGCAAGAAGGCGAAGACGGCCAGCUGCUCCCGGAACCAGUGCUCGAGCUUCUCCUCGACGUUGCUCUCGACGCCGGGGCCCGGCGGCGGGUUGAGCUUGGCCUUCUCGACGCAGUCUUCGGUGACGAUGGUGCGCAGCUUUCUCUUGCGGUCAAUCUUGCGGACGCGGUUGAAGGGGGACUCGAGCAGCAUGGAGCCCGGGAUGGCGUGCAGGGAGAGGGCGCCCAGCAGCAGCAGGGUCGUCCGCAGGCCGAACAUGUGGAUGACAGUGAACAGCAUGGGCGGGAAGAAGAAGGAGCUCAGGGUGCCGCCCGCAAAGUAGAUGCCGUUGCCUGAUGCCCGGUGCCGCUUGAAGUACUGGUUGAUCACAAUCGUGUUGGAGAAGUACAUCAUCCCUUGCCCGAUGCCUGCAGGGAGGGGCGCCACGUUUACAGCUGCUCGUCGUGCCGUGUGUGCGUGUGUGUUGUGUGGGGGUGACCGUGCAGUUUUGGGACGGAACUGUGGAUGUUGCCACCGCCUGUGACUCGAACAUGUACAGUGAAUCUGCUGUGGGACGUCUUGAGAAUAAAGUGUCUCAACGUGCA